Molecule: messenger RNA, 627 nt
Organism: Ilex paraguariensis (yerba mate)
Lineage: Eukaryota; Viridiplantae; Streptophyta; Magnoliopsida; Aquifoliales; Aquifoliaceae
Source: the annotation of a GenBank genome assembly
AUGGAGAAUGUUACAAUACAUCCAUUUCAUAAAGAAGACAAAAGAUUACUGCCUUUUUUAUUUCCUCCUGUCAUUUCAGUUAUUGAGUGUACUGGAUUUCCUAUGAAUGGUGGUAGAGUAAUUCAUCGAGCACGAUUUUCCUCUGUUAAUGAGAAAGAUAUUAUGAAGGCUAUGAACAACCUUGUUGCACCCAACAGAGAUGAGUCAUUAGCAGUAGAUGCUCGCCAAGAGAUAGAUUUGAAAGUUGGAGUUGCAUUUACAAGAUUUCAAACUAGUUAUUUCCAAGGGAAAUAUGGAAAUCUUGAUUCAAGAGUUGUCUCCUAUGGCCCAUGUCAAACUCCUACCCUUGGAUUUUGUGUCCAACGCUACCUGCAAAUUACAACAUUCAAGCCUGAAAAAUUUUGGGCUUUGCAUCCUUAUAUCAGACAUAGUGGGUAUGAACUUAAGCUGGAAUGGGAGCGUAACAGGUUGUUUGACUCAGAUGUUGCUGAGAUGUUUCAAAGGAUAGUAAUGGAGGAUGGACUUGUGGAAGUUGUUUCUGUAUCAGAAAAACAGGAGUGCAAAAGUCGUCCUUCUGGUCUUAAUACUGUGAAUCUUCUGAAGGUCAGAACAAAUAUGGAAUUGUAG